Messenger RNA from Mycosarcoma maydis (corn smut), 1086 nucleotides. RefSeq lists its product as uncharacterized. Gene Ontology annotation, biological process: iron-sulfur cluster assembly. Bases 1 to 1086 code for a protein of 361 amino acids. The transcript has a single exon. Gene Ontology annotation, molecular function: 4 iron, 4 sulfur cluster binding; ATP binding; ATP-dependent FeS chaperone activity. The record is from RefSeq and is a predicted model, not a curated record. NCBI's taxonomy places the organism in Eukaryota, Fungi, Basidiomycota, Ustilaginomycetes, Ustilaginales. Gene Ontology annotation, cellular component: cytosol.
AUGAGCGCAUCGAGCUCCGCCAUCUCGCCGUCGGCAUCGCACCUGGGUGCCGACCCGAAGAUCGUGCGACGACUUUCUUCGGUUUCGCACAUCAUCCUUGUGCUGUCGGGCAAAGGUGGAGUGGGUAAAUCGUCGGUUUCGGCGCAGCUGGCGCUUUCGCUGUCGUCUUCUGCAUCACCGAGCGAUCGCUCACGGAUGGCGCGCGUGGGGAUCCUCGAUAUUGAUCUCACGGGACCUUCGAUUCCACGUAUGCUGGGACUCGGUGGUGCGUCUGUAAAGCAGUCGACAGAUGGGUGGGUUCCGGUAUACACAGACGCAUCUCAACAUCUGGCCGUCAUGUCGGUCGGGUUCCUGUUGCGAUCCAAGAACGACUCGGUGGUUUGGCGUGGACCUAAAAAGAACGCGAUGAUCAAGCAGUUCUUGGGAGACGUCAGAUGGGGCACGCUCGACUACCUGAUCAUCGACACUCCGCCAGGUACGUCGGACGAACAUAUCAGCAUUCUCGAGUAUCUGCGAACAUUCGAGCCAGCAGCUGUCAUGGUUACAACGCCGCAGGCUGUGUCGUUAGCCGAUAACUUGAGGAGUCUCGAUUUUUGCCGCAAGACCAGUCUGCCCGUUCUAGGGUUGAUCGAGAACAUGUCUGGGUACAUAUGUCCGCAUUGCAACGACUGUACCAACGUCUGGGGCAAGGGUGGUGGUGAAGCGCUGGCCAAGAGAGAAGGCUUACGCUUUUUGGGUAGGAUUCCCAUCGAUCCCGGACUGGUGAGGGUAUUGGACGAUGCAAAGGACGACGCGCACGUCGAACUGCAGAAGCAACUCCACCAAACAAGUCUCAACGACAACGUGCUCAAGGCGAUCGACCAACCGCUUACGCCUCACUCGCAAUCAGCUGCGGCACAACUACCGAACUCGGGCGAUACAGAGUCGCUUACGCCCGCCGGAACCAUGCUCUCCAGAACAACAAUUCAGAGGUACAAGAACAGCCUCACUUUCCCCAUCUUCCAAGAAAUCACCGACCAGAUCCGCGAUCUAGCCACAAAACACAAGCUCCACCCACAAUCCUCCGUCCUCACAACAGCACUCUAG